ACUUCCUAAAAUUUUAAAUAUGACCCCUCAUCAAUAAUUUCCAAGAAAAUGAGGUCUAAUCAGUUAAAUUUUCCGUCAAUUUCUCUCCUAAUACUCUCUUAACUUUCUUGAUUAAACCCUGCAUACUAUUCCAACAAAUACGUACAAAGCAUGAGAAUGACUGCACUUGCUCUUUCUCAUCUUCCUUCAAACGGAAAAGUAGCCAUUCACAUUAUUUUCAGGGAAAAACAUUUAUGUACUAAAAGAUUCUCGAAAUAUAAUUGAUUGCAUAAAGUCGUCAAUUCUCCUUGGCACAGUCCACGUUAAAAUUCUAACUUAUUUGAAGGAUCCGGCUCACCUCCCGUAGAUGAUCCCUCCAUUUCCACCAGUUGGCUGUUGAGAUUGCGACAUGUGCCUCAAUAGCAGAUUUAUUUAGUUAACCCACUGUGGUAAAUUGUUCACUCUGUUUUUUCAAUUGCAGAUCUUGAAAGAUUUGGAUGGGGGAAUGGUCCUUGUGACUGUAGAGAGGAGAGAGAGGGGUUUUUACCAUGGUUAGAAGGUUGUGGUUAAAUAAAUAAAUCUGCACCAUUUAUUUGUUAUUGAGACACGUUCGAAAUUUCAACAGCCAACUGAAGGAAAUGGAGGGAUCAGCUACUCGAGGUGAGCCGGAUCCGUAUUUGACACUCUAUUCCAAUGUACUAAACGAUUCUCGAUGUAUAAAGUCAUCAAUUCUCGUUGACAUAGUCCACAUUAAAAUUCUAACGUAGUUGACGCUCUAUUCCAAUGAAAUUAGUCCUUCCAACUUUAUAAGUAGCUAUAAAAGGAUGUUUAAUGGGCCGGAGAAUCAAGUAUCAAAAAUCACAACAAACACAAUACAUACAUCCCUAGUCUCCUUUAACAAUGGCUCCUAAUUAUGUGAUGAUGCUUUAUCUGAUAACAUUAAUUUGCUUUUCACUAUCUUUUGGUAUUGAUGCUAUGGUACCAAGACACAACCAUCUCAUAGCCAAACCUAGCUGCAAUGAAAGUUGUGGCAAUGUCAACAUCCCUUUUCCUUUCGGGUUGACCGGAGACUGCUGUCUAGACGAUCAGUUCCUCGUCACAUGUAAUCACACCUUUCAACCUCCCCAGCCCUUUUUAGGAGACAGCGGUAUUGAAAUCACACGCAUAUCUCUCGCUGGGCAACUUAACGUCUUACAGUUCAUAUCCAGCGAUUGUUAUCGUGCUGGGAAUAACACGGAAACAACCCAGCCAUCUAUAGAAUUAUCAUCGUUGCUUAGUGUGAGCUACACCGCGAAUAAGUUCAUCGCAGUUGGUUGUGACACAUACGCCAUCGUUCAGGGCUAUUAUCGGAAGUAUAAUCUUAAAGUCAGGGAUUCCUACAUAACAGGAUGCAUGUCCAUGUGCGAUAGUCUUGAUGAUGCUGUUAAUGGUGAUAAUAACUCAUGUUCUGGGGUCGGUUGUUGCAGGACAUCCAUCCCUGAGGGAGCAUGGAAUGUCACCAUAACACUAGACAGUUAUAAUAAUUAUAGAAGUACUAAUAUGACAAAUGCCUGCAGCUAUGCUUUUGUGGUCGAUGAAGCUAAUUUUAGCUUUUCUAAGAGUUACCUUAGCAAUUUGCAGACCACGACGAAGCUUCCUCUUGUGCUAGAUUGGGCAAUUGGUAAAGAAACAUGUGAAAUAGCUAAGAGAGACUCGACUGCAUAUGCAUGUAAGAGUAACAACAGUGAUUGUCAUGAUAAUUCAAAUGGAUAUAGAUGUACCUGCAAGCAAGGAUAUGAUGGGAAUCCAUACCUCAAAGAUGGUUGCCAAGAUAUCAAUGAAUGUAUAGAUCGGAAACCAGAUUAUAGGUGUGUCACAAAUGCCAUUUGCAACAAUAUAGAUGGGAAUUAUACAUGCACGUGCCCUCCAGAUUUCAGUGGUGAUGGUUAUACUGAAUGCAAUCGUGACAAUCCUCAGAAAAAAAUUCUGAAUACUUAUCUUGUUAUAGGUGUUACAACAGGGGUUGCUUUAAUGGUUAUCAUAGUAUUUGGCUGGUCAUAUACUGGAUUCCAAAGGAGAAAGAUGUUAAUGAUGAAGAAAAAGUUUUUCCAAGAAAAUGGUGGAUUAGUUCUACAACAACGACUCACAGGGGAAGAGGGAUCAAGUAAUACUAAUACAAUAAAGAUUUUCACAGCGGAACAGCUAGAGAAGGCAACUAAUGGCUUUGAUAAAGAUAGAGUUGUCGGUCAAGGAGGUUUUGGAACUGUGUACAAAGGAUAUCUGAAAGAUGAUUGCAUCGUUGCGAUAAAAAAAUCUAAGGUAAUUGAUCACAAUCAAAUCGAACAAUUCAUAAAUGAAGUCAUUGUCCUUUCCCAAAUCAACCAUAGAAAUGUGGUUAAGCUCUUAGGUUGUUGCCUUGAGACGGAAGUUCCACUAUUGGUGUAUGAAUUUAUCAGCAAUGGAACACUUUCUGAACACUUACAUGAUAAAGUAAAGGCCUCUACUCUUUCUUUGGAUAUUCGUCUGAAAGUUGCUGCAGAAACUGCAGGAGUACUUUCAUACUUGCACUCAGCAGCUUACCCUCCUAUCAUCCAUAGAGAUAUUAAGUCAGUCAACAUUCUUCUAGACAAAAGCUACACAGCCAAAGUGUCCGAUUUCGGAGCAUCCAGGUUGGUUCCUGCUGAUCAAACAGAGCUAUCUACAUUGGUUCAAGGAACUCUAGGAUAUCUAGAUCCUGAAUACUUGCAAACAAAUCAACUCACUGAAAAAAGUGAUGUAUACAGUUUUGGAGUAGUGCUUGUAGAACUCCUAACUGGUAGAAAGGCUCUAUGUUUUGAAAGACCAGAAGCAGAGAGAAGUCUAGCUCAAUAUUUCAUAUCUUCAGUGGAAAAAGGUCAUUUGUUCGAUAUUCUAGACAACAAUAUAGCCUGUGAAGAGGGAAAUGCAGGGCAAUUGAAAAAUGUUGCUAUGCUUGCACAGAGGUGCUUAAAUGUUAAAGGGGAUGAGCGACCUACAAUGAAGGAAGUUGCAGCAGAAUUGGAAGCUGGAUCGAGAUUGAGGCAUUCCUGGGCUCAAACUGAUCAACAUUCAGAGGAGAUAGAGUCCUUACUGCCUGGCACUCAACCGUUAGGAUUUGGAUACCAAUAUAGUGAACACACAAUUCAUGUUGACAGUAUAAUCAGCCAUGUAACUUUACCAUUUCCUGGAGGAAGGUAAUCGAUCAUGGAUGUUAAUUUAGCUCAGCAAUACGAACUCAGAACGGCCAUGACUUCAACAUGAAUUUCGUUUGCUCUUCGGCACGUUAGAAACAGGAACUAAGUUUGAUUUAGUUGCAUCUGUUUUAUUUGUCCAGAGAUAAUAAAUUUCAGUAACAAAUUAAUCUCAAGUGUACUUGUUUAUGUAUCCUGAUAAUAGUCGACACAUUUUGAUGUU
Solanum dulcamara is the source of this 3390-nucleotide messenger RNA. Its product is annotated as wall-associated receptor kinase 3-like. The record is from RefSeq and is a predicted model, not a curated record. Bases 880 to 3174 code for a protein of 764 amino acids. Gene Ontology annotation, cellular component: plasma membrane. Gene Ontology annotation, molecular function: calcium ion binding; protein serine/threonine kinase activity; polysaccharide binding. The transcript is spliced from 3 exons. NCBI's taxonomy places the organism in Eukaryota, Viridiplantae, Streptophyta, Magnoliopsida, Solanales, Solanaceae. Gene Ontology annotation, biological process: cell surface receptor signaling pathway; protein phosphorylation.